AUGUUCACUAAAUCCAACACAAAGUUUUUAAACACGGAUCUAUUUGCCCAAAGGAAACACUUGGUGCCUCCAGGCCUUUCUCAUACUUCUGGCUAUGAAAUUUUGGACAAUUUACAUCACCUCGUAGACUUGGGUGUCUUCAUCUGUAAAAGCAGUUUAGCUGAAUCUCUCAGAGUAUCCAGUAAGCGUUACACUCCUUCGUUUCUUGGAAAGGAAAAUGACUCAUUUGCUGGAAAUAGACCAGGUAGCUCCAGGCAGUUUGCUGGGCACAGCCACAGCCAAGCUUGGGUGGGGCCUGAACUGCUGGGGUGGGUACCUGAUUAUUCAGUGCAAAGUCUCAGGUCCCAUGCUGCUGCAGAGCUUCAGCUCAGGAAUGUGGCUUAG
Messenger RNA from Pipistrellus nathusii (Nathusius's pipistrelle), 384 nucleotides. NCBI's taxonomy places the organism in Eukaryota, Metazoa, Chordata, Mammalia, Chiroptera, Vespertilionidae. The record is from the annotation of a GenBank genome assembly.